UACAAUCUUCCCUACCUUUACUUGAAGCAUUGUCACCAUUAUUAUUAUUAAUAUCAGCAGUUAGCACCACCAAUCAUAAUUCAUAACAUCCUAUGCUAAGUUAUUAAAUUUUUCUGGCAUGAGAUGAGAUGGAUCCCUCAUGCUAUAAUAUUUUCUGCAUAAUUUUGUUGCUCAAUCUUCUAGCAGCUAUAGUUCCAUACAGAUUUGCUGUUUCUUCUUAUGCUAGUGAUGUUCCAAUUAAUGUUACCAAACACUUUUUCUUCCCAAAUUUCAACUUGAACAACAACCCUAGAUUAGUCCAUGAAGUGAAGCUUCUAGGCAGUGCCAAAUUCUCAGAUGAAAAUGGUGCAAUUCAGAUCCCAAUUGAGUCACAAGACACUGACAUAAGGCACCAAGCAGGUAGAGGAAUCUACAACUUCCCAAUUCGCCUUCUAGAUCCGAGAACACAAACUCCGGCGUCUUUCGAAACCACCUUCGCUUUUCAGCUCAACAAUUCAACAUCCUCUGAUGAAUCCUCCAAUGGAGGAAGUGGUUUAACCUUCAUAAUUGUUCCUGAUGAGUUCACAGUUGGAAGAUCUGGUCCAUGGCUUGCAAUGCUCAAUGAUGUUUGUGAGAAUGACUAUAAGGCAGUUGCAGUUGAAUUUGACACAAGGAAGAACCCUGAAUUUCGUGAUCCAAAUGAUAACCAUAUUGGUAUCAAUUUAGGUACCAUAGUAUCUACGAAAACUAUAAAUGCUUCUGAUGCUGGUGUUUCUCUUAAGGAUGGUUCUGUUCAUAGGGCUUGGAUCAAAUAUGAUGGUCAACAAAGGAGGAUGGAUAUUCAUCUCGGCCUCGCCGACCAAUUUGUUUAUCCAUCCAAGCCAAUCUUCUCAGAGUCCAUUAAUCUUACUCCUUAUCUAAAUGAGUACAUGUUUGUAGGGUUCUCAGCUUCCACAGGUAACCAUACUCAAAUCCAUAAUAUACUCUCUUGGAAUUUCACUUCAACUAGCCAAGCUUUCCUCCGGUUACCGUCAUCCGAAACUUGCCAGGGCCAGAUCUUGCUUCAGAAUAGUACUGGAGCUGCAGAAGAAGCUACCACAAAGUCUUCAAAGGACGAACCUUCUAAAAGCUUCUUGAUUUUCGUGACGGCGGUCGCGAUUGUUCUCGUUGUUCUGAUUGGUUUCUACUUUGUCAGCAAGCACAGAAGAAACGCUGCCAAAUCAAAAAGUCCAAUGGAUGUAGAUAUUCACAGGCCAAGGCCUCCAAACAAGCCUCGCCGCUUCACCUUCUCUGAGCUUUCGUCCGCAACUCGGUCUUACAGUGAAAUUGAGUUGCUUGGAAAUGAUUCCAGAGGAGUGUACUACAGAGGGAAGCUUUCUAAUGGUACACAGGUUGCUGUGAAGAGAUUCUCGGAGCAGUUCCUUGGCACACACGGAUCUGAUAAGAAGCGUUUGUUAAAGGAAAUCAAGACAAUCAGCGCGGUUCGCCACCCAAAUUUGCUUCCCCUUAGAGGCUGGUGCCAGGACAAUCAUCAAGUCAUGGUGGUUUAUGACUUUGUCCCCAAUGGCAGCCUAGAUAAAUGGCUAUUUGGGGCCGGCGUUCUUCCGUGGACGCGAAGAUUCAAAGUCAUAAAGGAUGUAGCUGAUGGCUUGAGUUUCCUCCACGGCAAGCAACUAGCCCACAAGAACUUGAAAUGCAGCAGUGUGUUCCUUGAUGUCAGCUUCAGAGCCGUGUUGGGGGACUUUGGAUUCGUCCUAAUGGGGGCCGAAUCAAAACAAUUCGAGGCUCAAGUGUGUCACGGCGCAGACGUGUUUGAAUUCGGAGUCCUUGUGUUGGAAGUAAUAGCAGGAAGGAAAAGGAAUGAGAGUGAUGAAGGGAAGCCUGAGGAGAAGAAUUUGUUGGAUUUUGCUUGGAACUUGCAUGAGAUUGAUGAGAAAGUGAAGAUUGUAGAUAGAAAGAUGGGAUCAUUGAUAAACUUGGAGCAAGCAAUUAGAGUUCUUGAAAUUGGUUUGCUUUGCACUUUGAAUGAGAACAAAGGGAGACCCUCAAUGGAGCAAGUUGUGGAGUUUCUUGGUAACAUGGAGAAGCCUAUUCCUGAGCUUCCAAGAACUCGCCCUGUUGCCUUGUUUCCUUAUAGUAGUGCCAAUACUGGACUUUGCAAUGCUUAUUCUUGUACCUUUUAGUGAAGCAAGAUUGCUGCUGCUGAUGAAAGAUUAUAUAUGUGUGUACAUAUAUUGCGUUUGUUAGUUGGGACAUAACGCAAAUAUAGUUGUAUUCUUUUUGUCUCUACUAUUUAGAAGGACAAAAAAGAUACAAAUUUGUGUCUUAAGAUUUGCUUUUUGUAUUUGUCCAAACAUAUUUUUCUAUCUAUCUAUCUAUCUAUCUAUCUAUAUGUAUUUGUGUCAUUAUUCAAUUACUAAACACAAUUCUUAAUA
Messenger RNA from Arachis duranensis, 2414 nucleotides. Its product is annotated as L-type lectin-domain containing receptor kinase VIII.2. NCBI's taxonomy places the organism in Eukaryota, Viridiplantae, Streptophyta, Magnoliopsida, Fabales, Fabaceae. Gene Ontology annotation, cellular component: plasma membrane. The transcript is spliced from 2 exons. Gene Ontology annotation, molecular function: carbohydrate binding; ATP binding; protein kinase activity. Gene Ontology annotation, biological process: protein phosphorylation. The record is from RefSeq and is a predicted model, not a curated record. The coding region runs from base 129 to 2162 and encodes 677 amino acids.